UCAGUUAUUCAUCUCUCAGGUUUUUUUUAACAUUGGCGUGACUCUCUCUGUGUAAGAAUCCUUUUCUGUUGGGAUUUCUUUGGGUCCCAGCUCAUUGUAUGUGUUUUUAGGGUUUAUAAAAAUAGUAUUCCUCUCUUCUCUUCUCUUCUUCUUCUUCUUCUAUACAGAGAGGAUUUAUCUGCACGUCAAAAGAAAUGCUCUGCAAGCAUGCCCAGAAAUAAAGCUUGAUGAUUAUGGCGGUCUUUCUCCGUACAAUUGCAUUGAAACAACAGCAAUAAUAAGCAUAUCAGAAAUCGAUCAUAUCCGUCAGAGUUUGCCGGGUUCACAGAAACGUCCCUUUCCCUGAUAUUACUCAUCAGCUUGAAAUUUGAAGAAACACCGGAAAUGGCGAGCAGUGUAGCAAUCAACAGCGAGCCACCGACGUCGUCUUCGUCGUCGAAAGCAGUGAAGGAGCUGGAGAACCCAUAUGAGAUGGUUAGGCAAAUGGCGUCCAGUAACGCCGUCGUUUUGUUCAGUAUGAGUGGUUGCUGCAUGUGCACUGUAGCCAAACGCCUUCUAUUUGGUCUGGGCGUUGGACCUACCAUAAUAGAGGUUGACCACCACUCUUCUGGGCCUGACAUCCAGGCCGUUCUCUUUCAGAUUUCAUCCGACGGUCAGCAGCCAGUUCCGGCCAUUUUUGUUGGUGGCAAGUUUCUUGGUGGCAUUGAAACGCUCAUGGCGUGUCAUAUUAAUGGCACAUUAGUGCCUCUUCUCAAGGACGCUGGUGCUCUUUGGCUCUAAUUAACUAAUUAAUUCUCAUGAAUUAAUUAAUCUAAUAUAUAACUCAUCUUCCUUGUUUCUUUUCUUUAAUAUUUUCUUGCUAACUUCUUCUUUCUCUGAGUGCAGUAUGUUUAAUGUACAGAAGAAAGUUACAUUUACUUUAACAGUUUGAUGCUUUUCUAGUUAAUGACCAUUAAUAUCACAUUGUACGUUAUAAAGUGCAACUUUUAUAUAUAAAAAAGUUAUUUCUACA
Jatropha curcas is the source of this 1012-nucleotide messenger RNA. RefSeq names its product glutaredoxin-C9. The record is from RefSeq and is a predicted model, not a curated record. Lineage: Eukaryota; Viridiplantae; Streptophyta; Magnoliopsida; Malpighiales; Euphorbiaceae.